Messenger RNA from Pelagomonas calceolata, 3081 nucleotides. NCBI's taxonomy places the organism in Eukaryota, Pelagophyceae, Pelagomonadales, Pelagomonadaceae. The record is from the annotation of a GenBank genome assembly.
CUCAGCUAAGCUCAAGACUAAAACGCUAGCAUUUUCAGGCCGUACAAGGCCAAGUCCUGCCAUUGAAUCAAUGGCUCAUACCACUGUCAAUCGCUAGAAGCCAUCGCAGAAGCCAUGCCUUCGACGUCGACCGCUCUCCGCGUCAUCGUGGCCAGCGUGCUGGCGGCGGCCCUCACGCCACCGCAGCUGCUUGCGGCGGCCCUCACGCCGCCGCAGCCAGGGAGGCACGCUCUCCGGGCCAGGCCCCAGCAGCCAGGGAGGCACGCUCUCCGCGCCAGGCCCCUCGCCGCCGCACUCGUCGAAACCGCGGGCCUCGUCCCGGACGGCGCGCGCCACGUCUCCGAGGACCUGGUCAAGAAGACGCACCGCUUCGACGUGAGCCUCACAGAACCACUGGGCUUAACACUCGGCGAGGCCCAGGCGGGCAAGGACACCUGCGUCUACGUCAAGACCGUGGACGAGAGCGGCGGCGCACACGCGGCGGGCUGCCGCGCCGGCGAUAGAGUGGUGGCGACUUCGGCGACGCUGGGCGACGCCAUGUGGCCCAAGUCGUCGAUCGCGGGCGUUGUUUCCGCCGUGCGGUCCCGGCUGCAGCUCGGCAACCAGAAGGUCUCGUUGCGAAUCGAGCGCUCGCUGGACGACGACGAGGUCGCGCUCGCCGAGCUGAGAUCCAGGGAGAGCGUCAAGGAGCGCUGGGAGGUCGAAUUGCAGAAACCACUCGGUUUGACCUUGAAGAACGUCGACGGCACGCCGACGGUCGCGCAAAUAAAAAAGGGCGGCUCCGCGGAGCGGUCCAAGGGCCGCGUGCGCAUCGGCGAUAGGGUGGUGGGCGUCGAGUCGGCCUUCGGCGGGCGCAUGUACCCCGUCACGACGACGAAAGAAGUGCUCGCGGCGGCCGCGCUGCCGACGCCGAGCAUAUCAUUACGAUUGGAGCGCGACGUGCGCGUGGGGCCCUGGAGCGGCCUGCUGCGGUCCGACGGCGACGACGACGAGGACGCCGUGGCGCCGCGCGACCGGCGGUCGUCGACGCAGUCGCAGGUCCAGCGCGACAUCGGCGACGCACUCAACGUGUAUCUGGAACUGCGGCGGGCCCAGCUGCCGGCGACGGCGACGGCGUCCCUGCUUUUAGAUAGGUGCACGUUCCUCGCCAAGACAUACGCGCGGCGGGCGUCGUCGCGCAAGGCCUUCCGGUCGGGCCGCGGCGACGCCCAGGACCGAUUGGACGCUUUGCUCCAAACUCUGGAAGACGCCGAGGUCGAGCUCAGCGCCAAGUUCGCGACGAACGCCGUCUCGGCCUUCGUGAGCGUCGGCGCGCCGAAGCGGGGCGCGCGCCUCUUCGAGCGCUGCGCGCGCGGCGACCCGGGCCACCCGCGGCCGAACCGGCGGCUGCUCACGGCGGGCGUGUCCGCCUACGCGCGCCUCGGCCGCGUCGACCAGGCCUUCGCGGCCGCGCGCGAGGCGACGACCGAGGAGAACAUCGACACGCGGCUGGGCAACGCCCUGCUGGCGGCGGCGGCGGCGGCAAAGGACGUGCGUCGGGCCGAGGCGGUCUUCGCGGCGAUGACGCGCGCGCCCUCCACGGAGCCAGCGGGCGCGGACACGGGCGCGCGGCUCAUGCCGAGCUUCGCGCCGCAGCCGCGCGCGCCGCCGGCCGCGCCGCCCCGGGCCCUCGCGGACGCCGUCACUUAUAGAACGAUGAUCGACGCCUACGCGCGGGCCAAGCGGCCCGACGACGCCCAGGCCGUGCUGGAGCGGAUGCGGACGGAGGCGGGCCUCGGGCCCGACCGCGUGGCGUCGACGGCGCUCAUGAAGGCCCACGUCGAGGCGGGCGACGUCGACGCGGCCGAGCGGUGCCUCGAGGAGCUCCUCGAGGCGGCCGACGAGGUCAUGGAGCGGACGCGCGUGCUCGUGGCGAAGGCCGCGGCGCAGUCCGAGGACGGCGAGGCGCCCAAGGCGUUGCUGGGCGAGCGCGCCGCGGCCUACCGACGGGCAAGACCGGACGCGACGUGCUGGAACACGCUGAUCCGGGGCUACGCGCGCACGCUGCGGUGGCGCGCCGCCGCCGACUGCUUGCAGCGCAUGCGCGACGCGGGCUGCCCCCCGGACCUCGUGAGCUACACGAACGUGGCGACGGCGUGCCUCCGCGCGGACCGGCCCAAGGAGGCGCUGCGGCGCCUCGACGAGCUCGAGCGCGCGCGCGCCGCGGCCGUCGCCGUGACCGGGCCCGGCGGCCGCGCGGCGCGGCGCCUGCGGCCGAACGUCGUCGCGUACACCAUUGGAUGUUUGGCGCACGCGAAGACGGGCGACCUGGUGGGCGCGCUGCUCGUGCUAAGGAAGAUGCGCGACGCGGGCGUCGCGCCGAACGAGCGGACCUGCGCCGCGGUGCUCGAGUGCUGCCUCAAGGCGGGGCGGCCGAGCUCGGCGAUGGGGCUCGUCGAGGAGAUGCGCGCGAGCGGCGUGCGCGAGGACGUCGUCACGUCCACAUUAUUGCUAAGGUGCCACCUCGCGGCGGGCGAGCCGGCCCAGGCGUCGCGGCUCCUCGACGAGAUGGAGGCCUCGGCCGUCGACGGCGCGGUCAGCGCCGUCGACGGCCAGCGCGGCAAGCGGAGCCGGCGGUCGACGGCGCCGAACUUGGUGACGUACAACGCGGCGCUCGCCGGCUUCGCCAAGCUCGGCGCCUGGGGCGAGGCGCUCGACGCCCUGGAUCGGGCGGCGGCGCGCUUCGCGCCGAACCGCGAGACCUGGGCGGCGCUCGCGGGUAUCUCGCAGGACCGCUCGCGUGGCCACGACUUCCUGCACGACGCGCUGCGGCUGCUCAUGCGGCGCGACCGCGCCGUCGGCGCCAAGGCCUACGAGGCCUGGCUUCUGGCCGCGGCGCGGGCGAACGACGUGGACCGAGUCGACGCGCUCGCGCGCGCGCGCGCGGACGGCCGGCUCCGCAUCGUCGUCGGUGAGCGGGGCGCGCGGCGGCGGGCCCUCGACGACGGCGUCCGCCUCGACACGGACGGCCGCCUCGACGAGCUCGAGGCGGCGGUGCUGCGGAGCCGGCGGACGUCGUCCGCUGUGCCUGCUAAACGUUGA